CAUAUUCUUUUGUCGCGUUACUUUUCAUCGGACAAUUCAAGUAAAUUUUCUCGCCUUUGUUCAUCAAGAUUUAACUCAAUUCGAUUUCUCGGUGCUGAUUCUUUCGCGAAAAUCGGAAAUACGCUUCGCAGUACGUGGAGCGGCGCGCAUAGCGUUAAGCCGGCCAAUCGCGCUCGAGGAAACCGUUAGAAGUUUCCGUUGUGUGCGCGUUUAAACAUUCUAGUGCACAUUUGUCAUCUGCGUGUGCGAACCACUCCCGUGUUCGGAGUAACCCGUGUUUUCGCGAUCCUCGAGUUAAAAUAAGCAGAGAACAUGGCUGUUAACGUAUACGCCACAAAUAUGACAUCAGAUAAUCUCAGUCGCCAUGACAUGUUGGCCUGGGUAAAUGAUUGUCUCCAGUCUUCGUUUACUAAGAUCGAGGAACUGUGCACCGGUGCGGUCUACUGUCAGUUUAUGGAUAUGCUCUUUCCGGGCAGUGUACCACUGAAAAGGGUCAAAUUCAAGACUAAUCUGGAGCACGAGUACAUACAGAAUUUCAAAAUUCUCCAAGGUGGUUUCAAAAAGAUGAAUGUGGAUAAGAUUGUGCCAAUUGAUAGGCUGGUGAAAGGCAGGUUCCAAGACAACUUUGAGUUUUUGCAAUGGUUCAAGAAGUUCUUUGACGCAAACUACUCGGGAGCAGAGCCGUAUGAUGCGCUUGCUAUGCGAGGAGGGGAGCCUAUGGGUAGUGGCGGAAGUAAUGCACCCCGUGGUGGUUCUAAUGCGAAACCACGUAUUUCUCCACGUGAGACAGUAAAUUCGGCUAAAACUGCUCCUCGUACUACUGGUAUGAGAGGGACAUCCAUCUUCCAAGCAGAUAAUACAAACACUUUAGUAAAUAAAGUUCAACCGCCGUAUCGUCCACCACCGAAAAACCCGGCAGUCGGCAACCGUGGUGAUACCGGAAAAGUUGAAGAACUCACUGCACAGUUGGUCGAGUUGAAAAUGUCAGUCGAAGGUUUGGAAAAGGAAAGAGAUUUUUAUUUUGGAAAAUUACGUGACAUAGAAGUCAUGUGUCAAGAUUGCGACAAUAGCGGUGAUCCUCCACCUAUUGUACAGAAAAUUUUAGAAGUCCUUUACGCAACAGAGGAUUUAAAAAAAGAAGAAUCUGUGAGUGAUACUAUGACGGUUUUGCACCACCCGAAGAAUUAGAAGGCGACGGGCUAGCGCCCGACGACGAGGAGGAAUAUUAACCUUUCUUAUUUACGAAUGUAAUCGAAAUGAACAGCAAAUUAUCCAAGUGCGUUUCAGAUUAUCAUGCCUACGAACCAGUAUGAGUAUCCCUUGCAUAAUAAUUAAGCUACUUUAUAUCAGCAAAUUAUUCAGCAGUUUUAGCAGACUCUGCAUUCGCGUUUCGUUCAUGAAAUUGAUCAAAAUCAUUAAAGUUCGCACGACAUUAGGAUAGACAUAAAUCAAGUAGUGCACUUGAAUAACUUGUUCUUUAGCGGUCAUUGAAAAAAAAGAAAGGAGUGGGGGAAAGGAGAGAGUGUUAAAGGAGGGAAAAAUCAGUUGGUAAUCUUUUACAAGUUAUCACAAUUCCUUGUAAUAUUACAAUGAUAGAAUUCUCAAGAUCAAUGGCUCUCGAUUUGCCGCAAAUUUACGAAUACCGAAUAUCUGUUAAUGUUAUUUUUGCAUCCGCAUACUGUUGCGUAGCGAUUUACGUUAACUACACCUUUUUUUUAAUGCGUGAGUGUUUUGUUUGUAAAUGUAUUAAGUUUGUACCGACAAUGAGUCACGAAGUUUUUGUCAAACAGUUUUAUCCUCCGAAAAAUCUAUCUGUAGUUAUCUAAAACAAAAAAAGAAAGAAAUGUUAGUCCUGCUGGGAAGCUUAACCGAGAACCGCUCAGUUUGUCCAACCCAUUUUCCGUGCAAUGUGCUAAGCGGCCGAUGCACUCAGUGGUUUUGCGUGAGUUUUUACCGUCAGCGAAUUAACUCUUACUCAUCAUCGUUAAUAAUUGAAAUUUUAUUCCGCUUGCCAACAUUCUCUAUCUGCAUCUCACCGACACAGGAGCAUCGAACAUAAUACAUUCGUAGAUACGCGAACACUGCACAUACACAGUCCAAGUACUUUGGUUUAGUAAAUUAGACAAUGUAUGCUUUGUGAAGGCAGAUUGCGAGACAAAACGGUACGCUUAUGCACCCGAUUACUGAAUUAUGAAGAUGUGAAAGACUAAUUAAAGUUAGAAUUCAUAUUAAAAGAUUUGUCUAUUAAUGUUUCUCCCGUACAAAUAGAUUCUAGGAAAGAAACGGUCACAAAGAGAACGAUUUGCAGCCUAUUGACAGUCCCUCGAGAUGUAAGAAUGGCCUUAAAGCGCGGUGAAUUUGAGAUACAAGUGAAAUACUCAGAAUUAUAUUAGUAAGCGCGAAAGUGUUUCUGCAAAUUGUGUCGUCGGAGCACUGUCGAUUACGCUGCUAUAUCUCACUUUCAUAAAGUAAAAAAAAAAAAUCCGUAAAAUUAUACGUUUUGCGAGCAAAAGAGUGAGAGAGACGAAGAGCGAAAGAGUCACGGCGCGUAAAGCGUUUUGCAAAUGCUUCUACGUGCUUCGGCAUGCGUGUGUGCUUUCAAUGUUAUUGGUUUUGAUGGUCAAAAUCGAUAUUGAUCGUAAAUGUAUAAGAAUCGGAUUAAUUUUAAGCAAAAAGCGUCGAUAAUCGUGAACAAUUGUCUGAUUAGAAUAUAAUUCGCAUUAUGUACUACAUUUUUAUAUACUAAGUUCCAACAGGAAGAAGGGCAUACAGUUUGGCUUGCGUUCUGUUCGUCGCUCUGUACGCGCGCAUAUGUGCUUCAAAAUUUGAAAUUUCAAUGCCGAUGUAAUAAACGUUUAAUAAAGUCGACCCGAAUGCAGAUUA
Messenger RNA from Linepithema humile (Argentine ant), 2883 nucleotides. RefSeq names its product microtubule-associated protein RP/EB family member 1 (gene Eb1). Gene Ontology annotation, cellular component: microtubule plus-end; spindle midzone; microtubule organizing center. NCBI's taxonomy places the organism in Eukaryota, Metazoa, Arthropoda, Insecta, Hymenoptera, Formicidae. Gene Ontology annotation, molecular function: microtubule plus-end binding. Gene Ontology annotation, biological process: regulation of microtubule polymerization or depolymerization; protein localization to microtubule; spindle assembly. The record is from RefSeq and is a predicted model, not a curated record.